Molecule: messenger RNA, 610 nt
Organism: Leptonychotes weddellii (Weddell seal)
Lineage: Eukaryota; Metazoa; Chordata; Mammalia; Carnivora; Phocidae
Source: RefSeq, a predicted model, not a curated record
AUGGCAUCCCAGGCUAUUUUUCCUUCUCACUUUUCCUUGUUAAUCCCUCCACACUCAGGUCUCUACAUUGGCUGGCGCUGCCCCCAUUACCUAUGGGACUGUUUCCGGAUUGGAGAUGAGUCCAAAUGCUUUUGUGGACACUUGCUGAAAGAGCACCAGAUCAUCUCAGACAUAUCUGUGCCCUGCAAUGUGGGCCAGUGUCGCUGCCUCAUGUUCUGCUUUAUCCCAUCACGCCCAGAGGAGGUGGGUGAGUUCUGGCUCAAAAGACGAACUACCUUUGACCCCAAGGCCUGGAGGGCCCAAUGUCGCUGCAAACACAGCCAUGAAGACCAUGCAGCUACUGGGUCCCAUCCCUGCAGGGUGAAAGGCUGUUGCUGCAACUGCUUUGAGUCUAAUUUCCUCUGUGCGGCCUGUGACCGGCGCUGGGAGGAACACGAGACUUUCUUUGAGACUGAGGAGACCCGGCGACGAGGAGGGAGGCCUCAUGGGACAGACAGUGUCAACACCUGGCGCAGGCCUCUUUGAACCUGGCUCAAAUCAGCAAUAAAAAGGAAGCCUCUGGAAUCUGGCCUGGUUCUGUAUGGGGCAGAUAGAUCCCAGCCCAGGGAUA